Molecule: messenger RNA, 1194 nt
Organism: Python bivittatus (Burmese python)
Lineage: Eukaryota; Metazoa; Chordata; Lepidosauria; Squamata; Pythonidae
Gene: FCER1G
Product: Fc epsilon receptor Ig
Biological process (GO): cell surface receptor signaling pathway
Cellular component (GO): Fc-epsilon receptor I complex
Molecular function (GO): IgE receptor activity
Source: RefSeq, a predicted model, not a curated record
CGAGCUGAAGAACUGAACGUAGCCCCUGCAGGAAAACAUGUGCUUUGUGGUUGUGGCCGCCCUGCAGAGCCCAGGGCGGUGGAGCAGCCGCGCUCAGCUCAGAUCCUUGACGCCGGUCAGGGGGAGCAGGAGGAGACGCAGCCGGAUUUCGUGGGCACUCGCCGCGGGGUGUCAGCCCAGAAGGUCUUUUUUGGAGACGGGUCUCCAAGAUGAAGUUCCUUGGCGUGGCCCUUCGGGUUCUUCUCGUGGCGGGGGUAGCAGAAGCGUUAGAAGAGCCCCAGCUGUGCUACAUCUUGGAUGGGAUUCUGUUUCUCUAUGGGAUCGCUCUGACUUUCCUCUACUGCCGGCUUAAGUUCCAACAUCGAAAGAAAGCUGACAGCGCAGCUGCUGCUUCUCCCAUCUAUGAGAAAGUGGAAGGCGUCUAUACAGGGCUGGAUGUGCAGCAAAUGCAAACAUAUACCCCGCUUGGUGCUUCAAAACAGCCCCUCCAAGAUCCACCCCCAAGGAAAACCUCCUCCACGGAAUAGACGCCUUUCUUCCUCCGGCUUCUGGACCUAUUUUCCCGGCCCCUGCUCUUUGCCACGAGGAAUUCAACGCCGGGAGUGAAGCAAAAGAUCAGAUGGAUCUUCCGGUAGCCUCUUUUCGGACUCACAAGCGGCCUUCCAGAGCGUCCGCUUUUGGAAAUGCCAAGGGGCAGCCGACGAAGUGAGCUGCGAAAGUGUGUAUGGGGGGGGGGGGUCUGUUCAUGAAAUUGGGGGAUCCGGAAAGGGGUUACCAAACUCCCCCUGUCUUUUUGCUGCUGUAGAGUCACACAGCUUUCUUCCUACCGUCGAGGAGGGGGAAUGUCUCUUUCUCGCUGCGUCCAGGGGUCGUUCCGGGCUUGCACGGCUUCUGCUUUGCUCAGCGCACUCCCUCUCUUUGCUUGCUUAUUCUGGAUGGUGGUUUUUUGGGGAGGGGAGAGUCCAACCCCCCAAAGAUUUCCUUGACGAUGGGAAGGUUCGCCCCACGGGCCGAACCAGCACUCCAUCCGCCAUAGGAUGGUUUGUACAACGCUCAACCUUUGCUUCCGAGCGGCUAAAACCCAGUGUUGUCUGUAUCGCUCGAUUAGGUUUUGCCAGUUUUAAUCCUCUGCCCAGAGCCACUGCCGUGAGAGGGGCAUCUGUAUAAAGUGUUUAAAUAAAGAAAUCAACAAAU